Verticillium alfalfae VaMs.102 is the source of this 312-nucleotide messenger RNA. RefSeq lists its product with no specific name. The coding region runs from base 1 to 312 and encodes 103 amino acids. The record is from RefSeq and is a predicted model, not a curated record. NCBI's taxonomy places the organism in Eukaryota, Fungi, Ascomycota, Sordariomycetes, Glomerellales, Plectosphaerellaceae. The transcript has a single exon.
AUGACGGACAUGUCCGCUGCUUCCUACACCGCCAGUCCAGCCGCGGUUUUGCGACAACCAUUGGCGAUGAUGGGUUACAGAAGAUUGGCCACGUGGAAGGCCGACCCUUCUUGCGAAAGCAAUUGUGCAUGCGUGCAUAUGGCCAAGGGUGUGCGGCAAGACAGUUAUCAACCCGAGCUGCCGGUCGAGAGUGAGGUCAGUUCUCAACAUGCAGCAUCAAAGUCAAGCCUGCUGGAAUCGAGGCGCGAUACCAUGCCCACGGUAGUGAUCAGGCUCACCUAUGAGAGGGGUUACGCUUCACUGCCCACCUAA